CCUCACAUGUCUCCAAUGCAGCCUGUCAAUUUACGCCAGCAUGUGAAGACCCCUGCGAUACAAGAGGCUGGAAAACUUUCUUUGGAUACUUUAAUAACCGGCUUUUAAAUGCGCAUCCCCUCUGGAUAAUAUUUCGGACUUUUUCUUUGGCUUUUAUAGGGCUUUAUAUGGACUGAGAUGGUGCAAUGCUCCGCAGGACAGUAUCGCGUAUAUGUUGGCUUUGGUUUGUGCUCUUUAGUGCGUUGAUAUGGGGAGCCGAGUGCGUCAGUGCGCAAAGCUGCCAUGAAGUUAAAACCGCGUUCCAGCUGCGCCAGGUCGGUCCAUUAAAAUGGGUUCCGGAGACUGCAGCAACAGAUGCAGAUCUUCUGAUCUGUAAACAUCAGGGUCCCACUUGUUGCACUCGCAAGAUGGAGGAGGGCUACUACGCCGCCGUCCAGAGGGACAUGCUCCAGAACAUUCAAUCCUAUAGCUUUGAACUGAAAUAUCUCAUCCUCGUCUAUGCCUCGUCCUUCCAGGAUACUUUCCAUUCCCUGCUCUCCUUUAGUCUCAAUCACACUCACUCGCUCUUCGACAGCGCCUACAAGCCGAUCUCUGGCGACGCCAGAUCCUUGGUCUCCGAACUCUUCUCCGAUCUAGCCCUCUACCUCCGUGGCGACGGCAACGUCUCCGUGGAACGCUCCGUCCACAACUUCUACGACAAACUUUUCCCAUUAGUCUAUCAACAACUGAUCAAUCCCGGUUUGGGUUCCCCAGUAUCCGCCUGGUCUGCCGAAGGAAGCGAGUGCUUGCGUGCCACGAGGCACGAUGUCAACCCCUUCGGACCUCAUCCCCAGUCCCUCGCUCAGGGGCUGUCCAUCGCGCUAGUGGCAGGCCGCGCCCUGGGUCGAGCGCUGGAGAUGGGCACUGAGGUGCUGCACGUCACGGAGUUGAUGGGAUUGGCACGUCAGUGUGGGCAGGCGUUGGUGAGGAUGCACUACUGCUCACACUGUCGCGGGCUGACCCUCAUCCAGCCAUGCGCGGGACUGUGUCUUAACGUGAUGCGGGGAUGCCUGGCAGGCCUGGUCGAGCUGGAUGCGCCGUGGAGACGGUACGUGGCAUUUCUGGAGGGGCUGAGCGGGGCACUGGCAGGGGGUUACGAGAUGGAGCUGAUGCUUUUGAGCAUCCGAGAGAGGAUCAAUGAUGCCAUACUCACUGCGCAGCUGAAUGGGCCGCAUCUCAGCGCCGUGGUGGGCAAAGUUUGCGGUCCCUUGACUCAAACGAUUUCCUCGACUCCCACCAGUCUCACCUCAAAGAGUUUGACUCCGUCAGUGAACCCCACAGCACAGCUUCAAACGGCAGUCACGUCCUCCAGGCCUACAACAUCACCUGAUACAGGCGAACCUCAUCACAUCAUACUCAAAAAAAGGUCUUUUCCUCUGAAGCCAUCCAAAAAUGACAAAACCAGAAGUUUGAAAAAGAUUUCAAGGGAGUUUAUGGGCUAUAUCCAGAGGUACAAAAUGUUCUUUUACACCCUUCCUGAGACGCUCUGCGAGGGGCAGGUGGAGAUUGAUGAAAACACAUGCUGGAGUGGAGAAGAUGUGGUGGAGAGUUAUACAGGUCACGUGGUUGGAAAUGGAUUACAGGCCCAGAGGCACAACCCAGAGAUAAGGGUCAAAAUUGCGCAUCCACUCUUGGUCAACAUUAAGGAGAGGCUUGAACGUUUCAACCAGGAGAUGAGAGGUGAGACUGGUUUUGGAGCAGAUGGUCACGGAGAUGCUGAGACGGGCAGUGGUGACGCAACAGAUGGAAGCGGCGAGUGCGAUGAUGAAGACGGCUGUCAAGAAUCGGGCCACAGCGAGAGCGAGACAGAUCCUCAAGACAAUGCCAAGAGGAAAAUCAACGCACAAAUUCCUCCAUGGAACCAGCGCCCAGACUCCAGACCCAAACCUGGGGUGAACGUCAAUGGAGCCACGCCAACCCUCUCAGCCAUCCGAAUUCUUACUCUGUUACCCAUAAUGCUGCUCUUCCUCUCGUCUGAUGCCGUCUGACGCUCACGGUCCAGAGCACAGACCUAACUGGAGUAUAAAAGAGAGACUCAUGCAUUGCACUAGUUCCCUUAGAAGUCUGCACAUUUGUUUCACGUCAGCCUCCCAGCAUGUGACUUUUCACGUCGCCUGUUCAAAAACCACCGCUUAUUCGUACUGUUUAUUUGCUCUGUCCUGUUUUAAAGGGUUUUAUGUAGCUACUAAGUAGUGUACUGUUACUGAAAUGUACAGUAAGUGUGAGUGAGACUAUUGUCACUUUUAUCAUAGUUGGUGGUUUACUGUAAUAUUUCAUAUCAAUUUCAAUUUCAGAUCAUCGAAGAUGAAUGAUUUACAAAUAUGCUCGUAUAGUUCGGUACGUUUGAGAAUAAAACAUAUUACGCCAUAGUUGGGAUGGCUGCAUGUAUUGCUGUAUGUGUGGAAAUAUAUUUGAGGACGAAUGAGGAAUUUUAAUAUUUUAUCUGCUUGUAUGAUCUAUAUUUUAAUAUGUCUACCUGGGUGAAUCUCAGCAAGAAAUGCCUGGGUCAUUUUUCACCUCAAAAUAAAAGUAAACAAUAAAUCAAUAAAUUGAUUUAUUUUUUUAAAUAGGAAAAAAACACUUUAUAUUUUUUGCAUGAUUUCUAUAACAGUUCACAUUACCCUCCUCAAGUUCUUAUUAAUACCACCUAAAUAGCAGUUCUUUAGUAAAUCAUUUUUUUAUUUAUAUUUUUAUUUAAUAAAUAUUUCUAUAAUAAAACAGCUACAUUGUUCUGCUUUAUAAAUCUGCUGUAUUGCAAUUGCCACAUAUUAAAAAUUUAUAUUUUCAUUAAACUCAAUAAAAUGAUUUUUGGGUUAAACAUGAUUUUAGGACAUUUACUUUGGGGUUAAAAAUGGCCAGACAUUCAUUCACAGUUUGUCUUUUCACAAGAUUUACCCAACUGCUUGUGCAAUUCUACAUUUUUUUGUGCAUUAGUCAAAUUGUACAUUAACAUAUUUAUACUGAAAUUUAUGUAUACAAAGUGUGCAUAUGUUAUUGUUGUGCACAACAACAUUUAAAAAUAACAAAUAUAGGUUUUCAUUUAAUCCUAGAAAUUUGUUUUUAGCCAUAUGUACUGUAGGCUGUAGGCUGUACUCACGUUAUUUUUAGCCAUAUGUAAGCCCUACAGCAUUGCAUAACGCUGACAUUUAACUGUUCUUCCACAUUUACCGCUUUCUUUACACAACUUGUGGAUGACGUCACGGUCUUAAAUCUUUGGCUUGAAUUCAUUAAUGUCACUUUUCAUUGUAACUCUGUCUGACUGUGCUAUAUUGUCGAAAUAAAACCUUGCAUAUAAAUAGAUAAAUAAAAUAUCCGAUUUUAAAGUAGGCCUAUACACAUGUCGUUUUGAUCUCUCCCUCUCGUGUCUCUUUGAAAUGUAGAUUUUAUUCUUGCACCUCCUCAGUAUCAACCACCGAGACAUGUAGGCCUAAUUCUUAUUUGACAGCAGCUUUACAUGUUAUGUACAUGGAUCCCAGGCUGCAUGCCAGAAGAAAUCUGUUUGUGACUAUUUUGUGUCUCUUACAUUAAUCAUUUUCGACAUAUUCUAGUCAACAGAUAAGCAAUGUUUGACAUUUAUACCAGUCACACCCAGACAGCACAAACCUGAAUCAUGUCAUCUAGACGUGUUUUAAUUUAUGCGGCUUCGUUUGAUCUGCUGGGUUUUGUUAUUUAGAUGCGAAUUAACCUGUCAAUAUUUCCUGGUCUCCUGCCACAAUGAAACCCUGUAUUUUGCUGUUGCUACGUUUUUGGUGCCAACAAAGUGCAUGGCAACUGCCAUAGGCAUGCCAGAAAAUUUCCUUUGAAAGCUUGUAAAGGUGAACCCUUUAUUCUUUUUGUAUUUCACUUAUGACUCACUUUCAUUUUUUCACUGGCACCUCUGAUCAAACAAUCAGGGGUUGAGAGCUUGUGGAUUACUCAAAAAAAUGAUUUUACGAUACUGUUCACUUUAUUUAAA
Triplophysa rosa is the source of this 3994-nucleotide messenger RNA. It is a transcript of the gene gpc5b, whose product is annotated as glypican 5b. Gene Ontology annotation, cellular component: extracellular region; cell surface; plasma membrane. Gene Ontology annotation, biological process: cell migration; positive regulation of canonical Wnt signaling pathway; regulation of protein localization to membrane. The coding region runs from base 186 to 2027 and encodes 613 amino acids. Lineage: Eukaryota; Metazoa; Chordata; Actinopteri; Cypriniformes; Nemacheilidae. The transcript has 9 exons. The record is from RefSeq and is a predicted model, not a curated record.